Molecule: messenger RNA, 598 nt
Organism: Fusarium tjaetaba
Lineage: Eukaryota; Fungi; Ascomycota; Sordariomycetes; Hypocreales; Nectriaceae
Product: ankyrin repeat
Exons: 2
Source: RefSeq, a predicted model, not a curated record
AUGGCGCAGAGCAUUCCCCAGAACGUAAUCGACGGCCUGCGAACUAUGCUAUCGCUGGGCAGUUCAAACGACAAUGAGACGAGCUCUUCUUCUUCUUCGAGCGACUUGACGCCAGUUGAUGUGGUUAUUACGAGAAUCAUGCUCACCAAGGGGAGGAAGCUUCCGCCGGGUGUUGUUGAUGUUAUCUUCGACUUUGCGGAGUAUUGGGCGCAUUCGAGUAAUGAGGUUGAUUACAUCGCUGAGCACUCGAGUCCCCUCCGCGUCAACGGCCAGAGUCCCUCUGAGAACAAAUUUCUUCUUCGAUCGUUUCCUGUGGGUCUAACAGGCAUUCAAGGCAAGAAAGCGCUUGCUGAAGUGUUGGCGUAUGACCUGAAUGAGGCCAAGCCGGCGCCGUUGAAGACGGAGCAUGAUGCUUCUUAUUUUUCUAAGCUGGCUGAUUAUCCUACCCCGAAACUACUCCAUCCUGUGAGAAAGGUGGUCUUUACGAUACGGAGUAAGGAUCAAGGGUGGGGUGGUGAGCCGGAUAAUCGACAUACCUACAAUGGAGCUUGGACGUGGUUCGAAGCUGGUCUAGAGAAGUUUGACGCCGAACAAACCU